Oncorhynchus keta (chum salmon) is the source of this 1789-nucleotide messenger RNA. RefSeq names its product zinc finger CCCH domain-containing protein 13-like. NCBI's taxonomy places the organism in Eukaryota, Metazoa, Chordata, Actinopteri, Salmoniformes, Salmonidae. The transcript is spliced from 5 exons. The record is from RefSeq and is a predicted model, not a curated record. Bases 528 to 1775 code for a protein of 415 amino acids.
UCCCUCGGCCAAUCAGAGAGUGAGUUGCGGAGGUCCUCGUAAAAACAAUGCGCGUUUCAUUGCGGAGGAUUUUAAUGGUCUGACGAGGGGCCUUGUCCCCCCCCCCGGCUCCUUUAGGACGGCCCAGAUGGACCACAGAACAGAACGGCCUGAUAACAGUACAGAACCAAAGGACCGAUUCAGACCAAAAUACGGAUUUUACUGGUUUCUAAACACGUUUCCUUCUCAAGUCAGGAUGUCGAUGGGCAUGGAUCCACAGGGAGACCCACCACCAGCCUAGCCUUUAGCGGCUCUUUGGGAACACUAUCCCGGACACAGGGCUAGCUCCACUCCCCCCCCACACACUGGAGAAUGGAUGGCCGAGAUCUCGGACCCCCUCGGUCUGUCCAUGUUCCCCCUCCCCUGUUGGCCAUGGAGACCCACCGACUCGGAGCUGCUGCAGCAGCCAGGAGGAUCCCUCCUCACCCGGACACUUGGGCACAGGGCACCCAGCAAACCUCCACGUCGGAAAAUUCCUUCCAACGGUCAUGAACCUCCAUCCACAUCACAUUGAUGCCUUCCCAGCAGCCUCCAGUCCCUUCCUGCCGGGCUAUUCCGGCCCCUCCCCCCUAACCUCUGACCCAGCCUACAGAUCACCCAAUCAGAUGGCUCAGCUCUGGGCCUCACACGCUGCCGCCCACGAAGGCUACGCCCCUCACCCAGGCGGUCUGUAUCCCAGCCCCUACCACCUCCCCCUGGGUAACCUGGAGCCUCCUCCCCCCUCGCUGGGCUUGGCUCAGCACCACCACCUCUACAACGCACCACACCAAGAGAGGUUCUUCCUGCCGGUGUCGUUACCCCAGCCGCCUCUCCAACCCUCCUCCGUCCCCCCCAGUUCCACCCCCCAGAGUAGCUCCCGGGAGGGGGGCAGGGACCGAGACAGACUCUACCGUGUGGCGAGGGAGAGAGAGGAGCCUCAGGAGGGGGGCAGGGACCGAGACAGACUCUACCGCGAGGAGAGGGAGGAGCCUCAGGAGGGGGGCAGGGACCGAGACAGACUCUACCGCGAGGAGAGGGAGAGAGACGAGCCUCAGGAGGGGGGCAGGGACCGAGACAGACUCUACCGUGUGUCGAGGGAGAGAGACGAGCCUCAGGAGGGGGGCAGGGACCGAGACAGACUCUACCGCGAGGAGAGGGAGAGAGAGGAGCCUCAGGAGGGGGGCAGAGAGAUACCCUACCGCGAGGAGAGAGGCGAGAGGGAGCCUCGUCCAUACAGUGUGGUAGAUCUGACACAGGAUGGGAGGAGUGGAGAGAGAGAACGCCACAGAGAACGAGAGACGGAGCGUGACAGAGAGGUUUUCCUCCACCACCCCUCUGCUUCUCGACCCCCCCAGGGCUCCUCCUCUUCUGGGCGUUACCCAGAGACUGAUGACACACCCACUCGCUCCCCCAACCCUAACCCCAGCCCCCACACACACACAGACAGGCUGAGGAAGACUGAAUCUACCUACAGCGGUGGACUCCUCCCUGGCCCCGCCUACCCUGCACACCGGGAGCCUAUCAGGGAACAGCAUGUGAGCGCGCCCACUUACGUGCCUUCUGUGGAGGUCUAUGAUGAGCAGAUCGGCCCGAUCCAGAUCGCAUCGCAGGCCAGGGACAAACAGGACAAACUGAGAGAGAGAGAAAAAGAGAGAGAAAAGAGAGAGAGAGGUUUCCUGAAAAGACACUAUCGGACCGUCGCACUUCUCUUCCUGGUGAUUUGUCCAAUCAGAGAGAGCGGGAGGAGGGCUCUGUGAUCUGCUCCAACGGU